CCAUCUACCGUAUUCCACCGUCAUAUUUCUCUCAACCUAUUUUUGUCUCCGCUGCGCCCAUAAAUUGCACAUUUGUGCCAUUUUUGAAAUUUGAUUCUUAGAAACCCUAAUUUCGUCGUUGUUUCAAUACUCUCUUCCUUGGAAAAAUCAAAAGGUGCUCGCAGGUGCAGCGUUUAGUUCAAAGAUUGUAAGCGAUCUUACAUCGUGAAUCAUUGAUAAAGUAACAUUUAUUUGUGAAACGUCACUGGUUCGUGUCUGAAUUGAAGAAGUGUCAUCACCAUGAGAUUGAGAAAGGGAAAUAAAGUGGAGAUCCGUGGCAAUGCUGAUGGGCUUACUGUGGAAUGGCGUUGUGCUCGUAUAAUUUCUGGUGAUGGGCACACCUACAGUGUCCAGUAUGACUGUUCUAGCACAACAAGCGGGGCUAGCACUGAGAGAGUUUCAAGGAAGGCCAUCAGACCAUGCCCCCCUCUUAUUAAAGGUAUUGAGAGUCAGGCAGCAAAUGAUCAUGUGGAGGUUUACAAUGCUGGUUCUUGGAGAGUAGCCACUGUCUUGAAAGUUAUUGGUGGAGACUUCUACUUGGUAAGGUUGUGGGUAUCUUGCAAGGAGUUAAAGGUUCGCAAAGUAAACAUGAGGCCACGUCAAUCUUGGCAAAAUGGUCAAUGGGUUGUCGUGCCAAAGGGAUCAGGCAAGUCUAGCUGGUGUUUGAUUUCAAACAGUUACAAGGAUCAACCUGAAAAUCAGUGCAGAAAUAUUUUUUCCCCAGGAUUAGAUGCCAGUGGUCUCCAGGAAUCUCGUCUGGCCUCAUCUUCAACAUUGAAGAGAAUGUCCCCUUACUCCUCUGUUAUUGAGGCUUAUCCCAGAAAAUUAAGGGCGGUUGAGAAUAUGGGUGAGUGUGAAAGGUUCAAAGCUGUAACCACAGCCCCCUUGCUGCAAAAGGUAGAUGCUGUUGCUUACCCACAAAAUAUUAUGGGUGAAAAAUGCAUGCAUACUUCCUUUACUAAUGGUACCAACCAAUGUUAUGAAACAGGAAAGGUGAAUCCUUGUAAUGUUUCAACACACUUUUUUGAGAGAAUUGAAGAACCUGAUUAUUCUUGUAGUGAUCUGAGUUCAGUUGGCAGUUGUAGUGUGAUAAGUAGUAACUCAAAUAAAUUUUCCAGUGAUACUUUAGCAGGUCCUUGCCAGGAAGAAGAUACCCUUUACAGUGAUGCAGAAUCUCUAGAUGUUGGAGAUGUGGAUAAAGGAGGCUCCACUUCUCCCAAAGAGGUUGUAGCAGAAAUUAUUCAUAGGGCCAGUUUAGGAGGCUUGCAUGCCUUGCUUCCAAUGGCCAAGUAUGAUGCUAGGUUUGCUUCUUCUCUCUCUGCAAACUAAUUGGUGAUGCCGACCAAUAAUUUUCUUUCAGAGAUAAGAAAUUUCUGACCACUGUUUUCUCAUUGUCAUUCAUGCCAGAACAUGAACUUUCUUAUUAGCUGUGGACAUAAUCCUCUCAUGGAAGAUCUUCUCAUAGUACAAUACAGAUAAUGGCAAUUUAAUUCAUUUAUUUGCAUGCCAUGUGGAUUAUCUUCAGUGUUACUUGAAUAUGUUAUCCUGUCAAUUGAAAAAAUAAGUGAUGCUAGGAUGUUUCAGUAUGUGUUAUAUCAGGGUAGUUAAUCGCACUGGAUUUCUGUCACAUGGCCUCCCCAUGAUGCAUAAGCAGAUGUGUGGUGUGUUGACAUGGCAGCAAAUUGCAGCUGCAAUAGUGCUUUGUAGCCAUUACUCCAGACCGGUAAAAGUCUUGAAUUGCCUCCAUUUUUGCAUCAUUUACCUAGUUAUUUUAAGGUCUUUUGGUCAAUUUGUGUAAUGUUCUCUCCACUCUCCAAUUCCAGUCCAUCAGUGCCUGCCAGCUGUCCUGCCUUGUUCUUGUGUGCGUGAUGUAUUGUGCAAUUUCCAUUUCAGUCUUCUGUUUUCACAGAUCCAUGCCCUCCUCUGUUCUGCCUUAAAAAUGAACACCACUGUUCAUUUCAGUAUUUCUUUUCUUAUUCUGUGUGUAUUUUUGCACUUUGCUGUCCUACUGCAAUUGACUAGGUAAUUAUGCCUUAAAUAUACGGCAAAUAUGCACUACAAAUUACUUAUUUUUAAUGUACAUAAUUUUUGUUAUACCGAUUAUCACAUUAUUUGGUGCCUUGUUAUAUCGUUUUUUCAAUUGGUCACAUGGUGUCUCUAGUUAUUCAUCACUUUGUUUGGCUUGGAUCUUUAGAAUUUAAAUUAGUUUUAUCAACAUUGCUUACUCAUUUGUUUGUCUCCGUUGUUAAAGUGCCUGCUUUCUUUUGGAAUCUCCUCUCCUGACAUAUUUGAAAUUGGCAUAUAGGACAUGGCUCGCAGUUCUUGGGUGGAAAUUACUUCAAUAGAGAAUAAUUUUGUGCUGAAACUUUUACUGUAUCUAAGAAUUUAUAAAGAAACAUGGGAAUAGGCAUGCACCCAUUUUACUCAAUCAGCUCCUUUUUUCUUUUCUUGCUUGAGCUGUUUCAGUGCAUGCAGGUGUCUUGUCAUAAGUUCAAAAUGUGUGACAUCUCUCCUUAGCCACUCUAUUAUCAAACAUACAAAUGACUAUUAUUAUCUUAAUUUGAGUUCUUAUAUGACACAAUAGUGUACUUUUAUUUAUUUAUUUUUAUCAAGAAAAGUGUUGAACUUCCAUUGAUUGCUUUGACAUGGAGCAUCAUUUUUAUAUCAGUUCUCAUUGAGGCUAAAUUUAUGUUUUUUUAAUCUCUUGUUUUAUUGAUUUCGUCUCCACUUUGUAGGGUUUACAGGAAUGUCUACUGAUUGCUAAUAAGAUCCGUUGAUGACAUUGUGUAAACCUUGCAACCUUAUUAUCAUUGUGAUUCUUAACAGCCUAUUUUGAAAUGUUAUAUGGAUGAGUAAAUAUCUUGUCUAUUAAAAAACAUAGUUCCCUCUAUUUUAAUCCAAUGCUGUUUAUUUUUUUUAUUGUUAAAUUCAUUUAGGCUUCUGGCUGUGUACAGUUUUGGUCGUGGAUACUGUGUCUCAUUAUAUUGCUACUAUUGCUGGGCUGAUUAAUCUGUUGACUUGCAUAUCAAAACGCUUGUGGAAAGUAAGUACCUGAGAAGAUGAUGCGAAUAAGCAACUCUGAUGUAGUUUGCCUGUAUCUGCGUGUGUAAAGUCUGACUUGUUUUCCGUAUUUGAAUUCUUUCUGAUCAUGUUACGAUGCAAAUAAUCAAUUUUAGUCGUGUACGUAAAACUGAAUGUUUAAAUUAAUGUGCUGUUGUAUCAAUCACAACAUAAUCUCUACACUUUGCUUUCAGUAAUGAACUUAUCCGAUGCUGAUAGUUGGCCUUAAUCAGAAAUUCAGCGCAAGAUCGACCUUAUUAUUUGGUGCAGACUUUCUAUUUCGAUAGUUGCCAAGCAUGUGACACCAUUAGUGGUUCUGAUUUAACUAUUAUUUUUCACAUUUCCAAUUUCUGGCUUGUAAGUUGAGUUUGUAUUAUCUAUUUUGCUCUGUUUCAUAUUUUCUUUUAUGCAAUUGAAUAACGUACCAGGUCUUCUUCAUCCAUGUUUGUUUACCAAACAUUUUCAACGAUAGUGCAGUUUUGUUGUUCAUUGUAGACAAUUGGGAUUUUUAGAAUCAUUUGACGUCUGUAUACAGGAAAUUUCUAUGGAGCAGUUAAA
This is a messenger RNA of Glycine soja, 3657 nucleotides long. RefSeq lists its product as uncharacterized. The transcript is spliced from 4 exons. The record is from RefSeq and is a predicted model, not a curated record. Lineage: Eukaryota; Viridiplantae; Streptophyta; Magnoliopsida; Fabales; Fabaceae. Bases 280 to 1368 code for a protein of 362 amino acids.